UUUUUUACUACCACCUUCACUGUGGAAGCAUUUCUCAAGUUGGUUGCACUUGGAAGUAAGGAGUACUUCGCGGACUCUUGGAAUAUCUUUGACUUUGCAAUUGUAGUCUUCAGUUUGGUGGAGAUACCCUUGACCACCAUCCGAGGUCUCUCCAUCCUGCGGGCAUUUCGAUUGUUGAGAGUGUUUAAGUUGGCUAAAUCAUGGCAAACAAUGAAGUUACUCUUUUCUAUCGUUGCCAUGACUCUAAAUGCCCUAGGCAACCUCACAGCUGUUCUUAUGAUCUCCAUAUUCGUCUUUGCGGUUCUUGGAAUGUCGCUAUUUGGUGAGAGCUAUCACCAAUUCAAAAAUGUUACGCGUUUUCCUGAACGCUGUGGCAAAAUUCCACGAUGGAAUUUCUGCGAUUUCACACACUCCUUUAUGAUUGUCUUUCGGGUUUUGUGUGGCGAGUGGAUUGAGUCUAUGUGGGACUGCCUCGAGGUGAACGGAUGGAGCUGCACUAUCUUCUUCUUGAUGACAAUGGUUCUCGGAAAUUUAGUGGUUCUAAGCCUCUUCCUGGCCCUCCUAUUAAGUUCGUUUAGUGCUGAAAGCUUUCAGAAGGAAGAGGAGCCAGGUGAUCACAAUAAAUUACAAGAAGCACUGGAUCGCAUCUACCGUUUUGCUGUCUGGACAAAAUUAAACAUACAGAAAGCCUUCACUCCCCGCGGACGCCGAGGUUGCUGUAGAAGUGGGUCCAAAAGUUUAAACCACAUUAUGCAUGGCACUCAGCUAAUCCACUUGCAGACGGCGCCAUCGAAAGCGGUGGACGUGGUUCUUCAGAACCCUAUCACCAUCGAGGAUUCCCUGACAGCACCGGAGCUUAAGUUCAAAUCGCGAAGUUGUGGACACUCGCCAGAAAAUAUAUUACUCCUACGAACAGAUUCUCUCAGUUCACCAGAGGAAAAAGCUUCAAGCAUUCCAAUGAACAUUCAGGAGGUCGAUGCCACUGACGGUGGUAGUGAAGGCAGCAACGACCUUGAGGAGAUGUUAGAGGCCGAAUCUGUUGACAUGGCCGUGUGGGAACAUCCGGAGGACUGUUGUGCUCCAUGGAUUUGGAAUCAAAUCAGUCCUCUGUUCAAGGACCUCUUGGACUCAAAAAUGGGGUCCGGAUGGCGACAUCUGCGACAAGUGUGCUACCACAUUGUGGAAAAUCGCUAUUUUGAAAGCUUUAUCUUCAUAAUGAUAAUUAUUAGCAGCGGAACUCUGGCUCUCGAAGACAAGCAUCUUCCCUCCAGACCGCGACUGAAGAUGGCACUAGAUUACAUGGAUAAGUUGUUCACCUUCAUCUUUCUCAUGGAGAUCAUUCUCAAGUGGUUUGCCUACGGUGUACGCAAAUUCUUCAGCGAUGCCUGGUGUUGGCUUGACUUCACCAUAGUCACAGCAAAUUGCCGUCACAAGCAUGAUACUGAGCUAUGGGAAGGAGGAUGGAAAGUCGAGUAUGAAUUCAUUCAAGGCGAUGCGAACGCUGCGGGCUCUCCGGCCGUUGAGAGCGCUUUCACGAUGGGAGGGGAUGCGAUUCUGGCAACUGGUCUCAUUAAUGUCGAUCGGGAGGCUACUAGCGUGGGCAUAGAACGUGGGAAGUUUAGAAAGUGUGUCAGUGAGGCGACCGGUGAACGACUGCCUGCAGACCAAUAUCCGAAUCGUACAGUGUGUGAACUGCACAAGAGGCUCUUCAAAAACGUCAGCUGGGAUAACUCAAAAAUCAACUUUGAUAAUGUGCCCAACGGGUUUCUUGCUCUCUUGCAAGUGGCCACUUUCAAGGGGUGGAUUGAAAUAAUGUCUGACGCAGUUGAUAUAACUGAUUACGACCAACAGCCGGUGUAUAAUAAUGCCACUUCAUACUACCUCUUUUUCGUCCUCUUCAUCAUUGUGGGAUCGUUUUUCACCCUAAACCUCUUCAUUGGUGUCAUUAUUCAGAACUUCAAUAUGCAAAAAAAGAAGGUGGGAGGAUCCCUCGAAUUGUUUAUGACGGAGGACCAGAAAAAGUAUUACCACGCUAUGAAAAAGAUGGUCAGACGAACUCCUCAGAAGCCCAUUCCAAAGCCAAAGUUCUGGAUCUCGAGGUGGAUCUUCAAGGUGAUUUCUAACCGCAACUUCGAUCUCUUCAUUUUGGGGAUGAUUGGACUGAACACCCUCAUCAUGUGCUUUGAGCAUCACCACCAGCCGGAGACGAUGAAACAGACAAUGGAGAUUGUUAACAAAAUGUUCAUCAUCAUAUUUACCUGUGAAUUUGUUCUCAAACUCAUUGGUCAACGCUGGUACUACUUUAAGGACCCGUGGAAUAUUUUUGACUGUUGCAUUGUUAUAUUUUCCCUCGUUUGUUGGGGACUGGAGGACCUAAUGACAACUCUGCCUGUUCCACCGACAACAAUACGAAUCGUGCGUCUCUUUCGGGUGGGUCGAGUGCUGCGCUUGGUUAAAUCGGCGCGUGGAAUUCGCACCCUCCUCUUUGCACUAAUCGUGUCACUGCCGGCACUGUUCAAUGUGGCUCUUCUCCUCUUCCUUACGGCUUUUGUCUAUUCAAUUGUUGGCAUGUCCUUCUUUGGAAAGGUAGCCUACUACGCAGGAAUUGAUGCGGAGUUCAACUUCGAGACCUUUCCACAGGCUUUCAUCAUACUGCUACAAAUAUCAACAUCUGCUGGCUGGAGCAGUGUAUUCGAGGGCUUGAGCAAUACAGACCCUGCGUAUUGUAGUCAGGAGGAGGGAACUUGUGGCAACUUUCUAUGGGCUACAUUAUUUCUCGUCUCGUACCUCAUCAUCUCCUUCAUGGUUAUCAUCAACAUGUACAUUGCUGUCAUCUUGGAAAACUUUAGUCAGGCUACUGAAGACGUCCAACAAGGCCUAACACAAGAUGAGUUCGAUGCAUUCUACGAAAUUUGGGAGCUCUACGAUGUCCACGCUCUCGGCUUCAUCGAACUGCAAUGCUUGGAGGAAUUUGUUGAACGCAUUGGUCCUCCGCUGGGCAUCCCUCGACCCAACCGUAUCCGCCUGGCCUGUCUAUCCAUUCCAAUUUGUUCUCAAGAUCGCGUUUUCUGUAUGGACCUUCUGGACGCUCUCACUCGCAAUUUCCUUGGCCGUCUCACUACAGAACACCCCGACACCCUAGUUGAACAAGUUGAGAUGGGCAGCUCACAGAACCAGGAAGGCACUAUAGAUAGGACCAACUUUGUUGCCAAGGCGGCGAAGGAACCAGUUGUGCCUAUAAGUAACACGUACGAGCGACAACGUGAACGCAUGGCCGCCUACAAAAUUCUCUACUUCUGGCGCAGCAGACGGAAGUUGUCCGAAGACUGUGGCCAGGUUGAGGCAACAGACCCAUGA
Molecule: messenger RNA, 3357 nt
Organism: Hydatigera taeniaeformis
Lineage: Eukaryota; Metazoa; Platyhelminthes; Cestoda; Cyclophyllidea; Taeniidae
Source: the annotation of a GenBank genome assembly